AUGGUUGUGCCAGUUCCUCGAGAUGAGCCUAGCACCAGCGAACAUUCGGGAUCCAACGGAUCCCCUACUGAAGUAUCAGACCACCAUUCCAGCGCAGACGCCAGCGAACAGUCCAACGAACCUUCAGACGAACCCCCUGGCGAUAACACCAGCAAUCACUCCGGCGAUGAGUCCCGGGCCAGCAGUCACUCCAGCGACCACUCCAUUGGACGUGUCUUCCGCGCCAAGGCGAUUGACUUUCUUCCCCUCGUCCGCUACAUCCCGGUGCCAGAGGUUACGUCUCAUGCGAGCGCUCACAACUUUCCUGAAUGGGAGGACUCAGAUCUCGUAGACGUCACUUUGGAGGACCAGAACUCUAGAUGUUACUUAUGUUUGGAGGAUUUCUUACCUCCAAAAGCGAAAUCUACGCAGAAGUCCGAGCCUGGACCAGUGGAAGAGACAGAACAGGAACCUCUCAGACAGUACCCGUGCGGCCAUGUAUUUCAUCGAUUCUGCGGAGACCGUUGGAUGAGUGAAAAUGCAACAUGUUUUCUCUGCAAGAAGGACCUAUAUCCGUCCGAAGGUGUAGAGCAGGGAAAGGGCUGGUCGGCGCGAUUCGCCCUCUUUCCCAGCCAGGACGGGGUGUUGAGAAGAAUGAUUGAUGUGGAACUGAUACACUCGUAUCAGUAUGAUUGGAAUAUGGGGAAAGCUGUAGCACACCUUUGUUUCUCACAAGAUGGCAAGUAUUUCGCUGUGAGAUGUGGACGCCGCUGGAUACGUGUAGUUGAAGUACAGACGGGGUCCGAAAUAUGUAUGUUGGAUCACGGCGGUUUUGAUGCGUUCUGCUUAGGUCCAGAUGGUCGGUUACUUGUAACAGGAGGCAGACGUGGACGUCUCAAUAUCUGGACUGUUACUGCCACAGGUCAUCGCAUCAAAAAUACUCUCGUUGGACACACCGCAAAAGUGAGAGGUGUUGAUAUAUCACAAGAUGGUCGAUCACUCGUCUCCUUGUCCUUUGACAAAACCCUGCGGACCUGGAAUAUAGUGACGGGGAGUCCUGUCCAAACUAUCCAAAUUCAAGAUAUUCCGGCCUUGAUUCGUAUGGCGCCAGAUGGGCGGUCUGUUGCCGCAGGGUUCGACAAUGAAGUGGUCAAGCUUUGGGAUACGGAAACCGGCAGACUGUUGAGACGUUUCAAGGCGAAAGAUGAAGUCAAAAGCAUCGAAUUUAUGCCAGACAGUACGGGUAUCUUGGUAGGGGAUGAUUCUGGGAAAAUCAGAUUGUUGGAUACUACACGCGGUUACACUCGACAUUCGUAUGACAUACGGUUAAUGGCACUCUCACGCGAUGGAAGACUGGUGGCGUCCAGUGAUGACGGUGGAGAAGUCCAUAUCUGGGAGUUUGAGACGGCAGAAGUCCACUGUGUACUCUCAUUAGAGGAUCACGGCGAAGAUUUGCCAAACCCCAGUUCUAAGGGAGACAUAUUUGGAACAUGUGGUUCUGAUGGAAGAAUCCUAAUAUGGAAAUUGGGCGCUCUUAACCAGGCAGUACUCACGUCACGCUCUCCACCAUCUACCCCAGGCUCUUCGACAAUUCUUCUCUCUGAGCUACCAUUUGACACGUCGACGGACGAGUCGGGCCAAUCUAGCGGACUGUCUCCGAUGUUAUUCGACUCCCCAGAUUCUAACAGGCCGGCGGGAAGAGCUGCCGCAACCAAGAUCGCUGAUCCCCCGGUAGUGAACACAUCCUCGCGUACUGUGUUUCAUCUUCAAAGAGUUCUAAAUCCAUUCGGUUACAUAAAAUAUUUCUUAGUCCCGUCAUAUUCUGCGAUGCAGUCAAAUAACAGGAAAACGACACAAAUUAACACGCAACUCGCACAUAAUUCAGUUCGAUCAGUUGCUCAUUCGCGGGUGAGGUUAGCAGCUUUCCCGUCGAUGGCUACUAGCUAA
Sparassis crispa is the source of this 1926-nucleotide messenger RNA. RefSeq lists its product as hypothetical. Lineage: Eukaryota; Fungi; Basidiomycota; Agaricomycetes; Polyporales; Sparassidaceae. The coding region runs from base 1 to 1926 and encodes 641 amino acids. The record is from RefSeq and is a predicted model, not a curated record. Gene Ontology annotation, molecular function: protein binding. The transcript is spliced from 10 exons.